AUGAAAUCUGAAACUAGUGAAUCUGUGCUUAUCGUCUCAUCAAGUCAGACAAAGUCAGCAUAUGUAUUAUAUCGACAACGAUUUUAUGUUCUAUUUAUAUUUUCCUUUCUUGCUUUUAACCAAUGUCUUAUGUGGUUAACAUUUUCUCCAAUAGCAAGAAGUGCUGAAGCUUAUUAUAAUAUUAGUGAAGCUACUGUUGAUCUUCUUCUAAAUUGGGGACCAAUUAUUUUUAUUCCAUGUUUACCAUUAACUUAUAUAUUAUUAAACAAACAUCAUGGACUUCGACGUUGUGUUGAAUUACUUGCAAUAACUGAUUUUAUUGCAGCACUUGUUCGUAUUAUUCCAAUUGUUAUUACAACACCAUCAAGUCCAUAUUUUAGUAUUAUAUCUUUAACAUUUUUACAUAUUGGUCAAAUAUUAAAUGCAGCUUGUGGUCCAUUAGUUAUGGCACCUGUUUCACAACUUUCUUGUCUUUGGUUUGCUCCUCAUGAGCGAACACGUGCAACUACAAUUGCUGUAUUUGCUAAUAAUUUUGGUGCAACUAUUGGUUUUGUAAUUAGUCCAUUUAUUGUUUCAUCAUCAAAUUAUGUUCCUCAUCUUCUUUAUGUUCAUUUGGGUCUUGCAUUUAUUGCUUGUGUUCUUGCUCUUCUCUUCUUUCCUUGUCAACCACCAAGUGCUCCAUCAGCAGCAGCUGAAUCACUUAUUCAUCAAUCAAUUCAUGAACAUCAUCAUAAUUCAUGGCUAAAAUUUCUCAAAGAUAUUUGGCAAUGUUUAACAACACCGUCAUUUGUACUUAUAUCAAUAGCUGGUGGCCUUCUUUCUGGAACAUUUGGUGCAUGGACAAGUUUAUAUGAUAUUAUUCUUAAACCUGAACAUUAUACUGAACAACAAGCCGGAUGGUUUGGAUUUGGUUCAUCAAUAGCUGGAAUUAUUGGUGGAUUAUUUUUAAGUUCUCUAGCUGAUACACGUCGUUUUCAACAUUCAUUAAAAGCUCUUAUUAUGAUAGCAUAUAUUGCAUGUUUACUUUCUAUUCUUUGGUUUGAAUUAUCUGUUCAAUCAUUUUUUUUUGAUAAACCAAUUCUUCCAUCAAAUGCUGCUACUAUUGGUUUAUCAACGGCAUUAGCUGGAUUAUUUUCAGGAGCUGCAUCUCCCUUAAUAUAUGAAGCUGUUGCUGAAAUAAUGUUUCCUUUACCUGAAUCAUUAUCAGCAUCGAUUCUUGUUCAAUGGAUUAAUGUAGCAUCACUUAUUCUUUUAUUUAUUGCUCCUAAUCGAAAUAAAUUAAUGAAUUUACUUGUAUUAGUUGUAAUAAUUAUGUGUGUUUUAAUGAUAAUAUUAGCACGAUUUACUUAUAAAAGACGUGAUGAAGAUGAAAGAAAACGACUAGAAAAAGAACAACAUCAAAUGUUAGAUGAAGAUAGUUUAAAUCCAUGUAAUAAUAGUAUUAUUGAUGAAUCACAAUAUGGAACAUUUUCAUAA
Molecule: messenger RNA, 1476 nt
Organism: Rotaria sp. Silwood2
Lineage: Eukaryota; Metazoa; Rotifera; Eurotatoria; Philodinida; Philodinidae
Source: the annotation of a GenBank genome assembly